AAAUUAAACAUUAUUACAUUUUCCACCAAAUCAAUCUCUCACAGCACCAAUGAGACUUGUUGAGACUGAUGAUGCAUCAUUGCUCAUUGACCCCUCUGCUGAAAAUUUGGCAUCUCCGGGACUGGCGGAACAAGCUCAACCGCCACCGUAUGCUGCCUCUCCCUUUCCCACGAGGUCGUUGUACAACCACGGCGGUCUCACCUGGAACCCUGUUACGGAGAUGGGGACCGCCGAGAAUGCUGCUGCGGCGGCGUUGACGGAGUCGAAAAUGAGUGAAGAAGGUGAGACUAGUGUUUUCCAUCAUCUACAAACAGAUUCUGAUAAUCACUCUGUUAGUACAGAGUGCGAUUUGUUGUUCGAAAUGGCGGGAGGAAUGAUAAUGAGCCCCCAAAGGCCAAGGAUGAACUUUUCUGGUGAAGAAGCGUUGUUCCUUACGCCCUAUUUACACACCGAUAUGGGGAUGGGGGGAGGAAUGAUGAUGAGCAUGAGCCCCUCAAGGAUGAACUACUUUUCCCCGCCGUCCGGUGAUUCCAUCGGAAAUUCCGAUCCAUUUAGAUUGGGGGGAGGAAUGAUGAUGAGCAUGAGCCCCCCAAGGAUGAACUACUUUUCCCCGCCAUCCGGUGAUUCCGAUCCAUUUAGAUUGUGGAAUUUUGCAGAUCAUAGUGAGUCUCAAGAGUUGGAGAAUAGGAAGGGAAUGAUGAUGCGGCCAACUUGGAAGCAGCAGCCGUGUAUAGAAGUUGAUGCUGCUGCCUUGGGAAAGAAUCAAGCACUUGAAGGGACGGUGCACCAGAUCUCGGGUAGUCAUCGACAAAGAAAUGAUGAUCGCUUCGUUAAUCUAGAGGAUCUUUUCGUAGAUGCGUUAUUCCACAUGCCUAUUCAAUCACCGGCCGACAUGGCAGGAGGAAUGAUGGUGAGUCCGAUUAGGAUGAACUCUUCACUGCCAUUAGAUGAUUCCCCCGGGAAUUUUGAUCCAGUAGUUAUCCCCGGGGGUAAUGAGGAGGUUCAAGUGUUACAGACGUGGAGAAAAAUGAUGCAGGCAACUUGCAAGCAGCGGUGUUUUGAAGUUGAGACUCCCUUUGUGGUCUGCUCGAUACGGCAUCUCCAGAAGAUGGUUGCAGAAUUGCGAAAUGGGGAGGAAAUACUGUGGCUAACUGGCAAGCAGGCGUAUGUAGAACUAGAACUUAAUUUUUCAUCGGAAAAAAAGGGUAAUGAUGUUAGCCUUUGGCUAGCACUUGAACCAGAAAGCAGUGGAGGGAUGAUGGAACACAACUCAAUGGUUUGCUUAGAAAGGACGUUUCUGGGGCGCUUUGACAGGGCAUUUCUACGCAGUUUGGAAGGGCUGUUGGACCACUUCAUUGUAUAUUUUCUGAAAGCAGGUGUGAAGUUAUGGAAUGGACGAGGAAGCAAGUUGUGGCAUUUAGAAGUUGGUAAUGCCAAUUGCAGGGGAGAGAUGAUCCAACACCAACAGGACUCAUCAUGUGAAGGCAAAAUUCCAGAGUCCAGUGCAACAAAUGAAGGAAGAGAAGCAGUUGGGUUAGAUGGCAUUGAUGCCAAAGCAAACAGUUCAAAGAAAAAUGACACAAUUUGCAGGUGGCAGAAAGAUCAUGGAAUUACCCGUCAGGUUCUUGAACAACUGCUUCAUAAGAGGCUGAGUCGCGAUGAUGCUGCUAAAACUCUUAAAGUUAGCACAUCUACAUUGAAGCGAGCAUGUAGAAAUUUUGGCAUCCCUAGAUGGCCAAAUCACAACAGAAAAAGGCCAAAUUCCUCUCUCAACCAAAAACAAGCUGAUAAGAAGCCUAAAGGAACUCAAUCAUGUCCUGCCCUGCCUCCUGCAGAAGCCACAACAACUACACUCCAAGCUAAUAGCGUCAUGUCAAUGAAGGUAACCUAUAAAAAUGAUACUAUAAGGUUUCCGCUCUCAUCCUCCGCCUCAACUAUGAAAUAUUUGGAGGAGCAAUUGGAAACAAAGUUUAAAAUAUCACUAGAAAAUAUGUCUAUCAAGUAUCAAGAUGAGGAAGAUGAAUGGAUUACCCUAACGUGUGAUUCGGAAUUGAUGCACGGUUUGGAUGUGUUGAGAUCAUGUGGCAAGACUGUAAUCAGAAUGAUAAUCACCCCAAAAUUUGACUGAUCCAUGGAUGAUGCACGACUUCAUUUUGCUCCUUUCCUUCUCCCCUGCAUACUUACAUCAUUUCUUCCUUCUAGGGUUGUUUCUGUAAUGUGAUGUACAACAUACUCUUGCCACUGAUUACUAAUUUUACUAUACUACUUUGCACUUAUUGCAUCACCCUUCUCAGAAAAAUAUUGAAUGGCAUGACAGUGAGAUUCUCA
This is a messenger RNA of Ipomoea nil (Japanese morning glory), 2328 nucleotides long. RefSeq lists its product as uncharacterized. NCBI's taxonomy places the organism in Eukaryota, Viridiplantae, Streptophyta, Magnoliopsida, Solanales, Convolvulaceae. Gene Ontology annotation, molecular function: protein binding; DNA-binding transcription factor activity. Bases 50 to 2128 code for a protein of 692 amino acids. The transcript is spliced from 5 exons. The record is from RefSeq and is a predicted model, not a curated record.